Messenger RNA from Amoebophrya sp. A25, 1803 nucleotides. The record is from the annotation of a GenBank genome assembly. NCBI's taxonomy places the organism in Eukaryota, Dinophyceae, Syndiniales, Amoebophryaceae.
AUGCCAGGUACGGGAUGUAUGCACUUUGAAGGCAGACACGAAGCUCAGGACAAUUCUACAGAUGAUGUAGACCUCUCCUCGAAGGCGGAACUGGUACUAGAAAGAACUUCUCUAAGAUGCACCUUAUAUACUUUUCUUUUCAAGAGAUGAUAUGAAGCAUCUUCGACUUAUACAUCAUUGCUUUCUCUGCAUGUACCAACAUCAAGACUUUUAUGCCAUCUAACUGCAGCCUUUUUCCACCUUCAAUCCUAGGCUAGACUACAUGUACAUGCUUACUCUAUUCUGCUUCAGUGAAUAGUCUUAUACUCUAUUUUUCUGAUGAAAGCCUCCACAAUAUUUCAGGGCUCUUCUGAGGAAAUGAGUGAGGACCUAGGUAGAGGAAGCGAAGCUGGGGACAGUAGAGCUGAGGCUGAGGAAGAAGAGGAUCUAAUUCCUAACGGCAUUUAUGGUGUAAUAUUUUUUGGUAAACUAUACGGUAGGUACAAUCAUCAUCAUCAUCAUCAUACGCUAGUAUAGGUACUGCAUACAAUCAUCAUCAUCAUCAUCAUCAUCAUCAUCAUCAUACGUAGGUAAAGUCCAGGAACUGUCAUGAGGAAAUCAAUAACCUCUUUUCUAGCACACCGCUCCCGGUGUACGUAGAUGUAGAUUUUUUUUCCUAGAAUCUCACUCGUAUCUCCGAGAGCAGCAUUAUCGCAGUCCUAGCUAGAACCAACAUUUAAGCAUUCGUUCUCGUUCCUCUAAUGUCUGGACGGCGCAGGACGACGUGUGAAGUGGUUACGUGAUCAGAUAAGCUGGAGCGUGCCUGUUUUAUGCGAGAUUGUGAAAGUAAUCAGAUCGAGGAUAGAAGUAUUAGAAUCCAAGAGCAAGAACGACCAAAAAGAAGCUGUGAAUACUAGUAGUAUUUCCGACUGCGCACAUCGCCUUCGCUUGCUUGAGAAGGAGCGGGAUAUUCUAGUCUGCAACCUUCUUCAGGUUACGGACUAUCUACAGGCCAGAGAGGUCGCUGCAAUUCAAGCCGUUUUGGCGUAGAAGGGGAGCAAAGAGAAGCGAAUAUCUUGUACAAUGGGUCAGUGUGCGGUCUUCUGAUGUUGUAUGACAAUUAUUUCCCCGCUUAUUGCACUGCAUAAUUGGCAUGAUGUCUCAACAUAACCACCCAGGUACUUAUUCUCACACAGUGGUUAAGUUUCUCUUUGUUUUUGAAUUCUUACAUCUACGGAGCAGUAUGUAUGGGCCACCAGUUUUUCUUGUUUAUUUUUGUUCAUGAUCCAAGAGCAUUACAACCACCUCUCUUAAUGAUCCUCUGUUUUGUGAUUCAAUUUGAUUAUUUGUGAAAAUCAGUUGAUGAAGCAUUAUGGUAAGUAGAUGAAAAUGAUAGAAGUACCUCACCACGACAGUGUCUACUUUCUAUAGGCCAUUGAAAGAUGGUGUUUCUUCACACAUUGAAACAUGUUGUCAGAACUAUGUUUAUAAGUUUCCCCAUUCUCUAACCUCCCGCAUCAACCAGUUAGCGAUACUGCAGUGACAUGAUGAUCAUGUUGUCAUCAAGACUCAAUCUGACAUUAUAGGAGACUUUACCCAAACCAAAAUAGACUAAUAACCCUAAUCGCCAUCUCGCAAUGCAUGUUCACGAUGGCAAAUCAUUCUGAAGCCUCUCUUUAAUCGCUGAAUAUGAUCACUGUGUUUGUUUUGGGUUCCACCUUUCCUUCCUAGCCGAACGUCUCCUGCUCAAGCCACGCUUCUAGUACAAUAAGUCCAAUCUUGCUCUUCGAGGACUUCUUGUAGUACUAGGCUUCUUCAGGACGA